Molecule: messenger RNA, 5652 nt
Organism: Amoebophrya sp. A25
Lineage: Eukaryota; Dinophyceae; Syndiniales; Amoebophryaceae
Source: the annotation of a GenBank genome assembly
GAGCGACAGCAGGUUGUGAAGGCCCAGAAAUGUCAUCAGCAGACCUAUCACCCCCAGACCUAUCUUCACCGCCAGUCACUGGAUUUGCUGAGUUACUAGAUGAGCAGGAUCCGCCUUCUACGGCUGACAACAUUGCUAUUCACAUUGUGCCGCCUCAAGAAGGUGCACUUGAAGUAGAUGUAGAGUCUGAAGCUGGUACGAGAACUGGUCCUCUUUGUACUGGCUUUCUCCUAGAGUCUGAAGGUACUACAACAAACGAAAAGAACCUACUAGAAGAGCCUGCUCGUCCCGCACCAGCAGAAGGGUCGCUUCCGGAAGUAGGAAUGCCAGCACCAGGCUCGCCUGAAAGAAAACCGGUACCGGUAGAGCAUCUCCAGGGGUUCAAGACUCCUAAAGCAGCAUGUCGUUUUGACCCUGACAAGCCGCCGAACAGUGAUGGGACGACGGCGACACUGACCCCUGACCCCAACAGCCCAGGACUGAAUCCCUGGAGUCCUGGCUCGCCAGAUGACUGGAAAUUUCUCUCACCUGGACUUGGACCCAGUUCACAGAAGCGAGUCAGCUUUGACCCUAACAACUUCCCAGUUGUACCUCCGUUACCAGGACGAGGCUCCUCUCAAGAUGAACAUCAAGGAUCAGAUCUUCCUCUCGUCGAGGCAGGAGGCUCCUCUCAACUUUAUGGUGGAUCAUCUCCCCAACUUCCUCGUCAAGGUCAACAUGGUCAGCAGGGUCGUGGUUCUCACCCGAAGGAGAUGGUGGAGUUUCCUCUCGAGCUGAGAGCAGGAGAACAACAGCAUCUGCCUUCAACAUUGCCUGGAGGGCAACUACGUGCUAGUAGUAGUAGUAGUUCUUCUCCUUCUGCAGGGGCCGGGGCCGCGUCUUCUGCGGCUCCUCGAGGAGGAGGAGGAAGCAGUUCUACAGCUGAGUCACUUCAUCAAGUACUCCGCGAUUUUAGCGGCGAUGUUCCUGAAAUGGAGGACCUUCCUCCUGCAGCUGUUCCAGGUAGCUUCUACACUUUCGAUCCACGGGAAGAAUUUUUUCUAUCAUCAGCACCAUCAGCAGAUGAGAGCGGGGACCGAGAAGCGGAGGAGCAAGUAGAGGCAAGGAUUUCGCAAGAGGACCCGGCAAUGAUUUCUGCAGGGCUUAGAGAAGAACUCAAAGGCAGACCCUUCUAUAACCAAUGGCUUGGUCAUGCAUCUGGCACUACAACUAAUACUAGUACACUACAACGAGCUCCCGCAACAGUGGCUAAUAGACGACCUCCGCGAGCUCCCGUAUUACCAGGAAUUGCAGAAGAUGAUCGUGAAACAAGUCCGAGUCCGAGGACGACUGCAGAAUCUAUUCAAGGAAGAGCCUUUGAGGAACAAGAGCCGGCAGAAGGCACCGCAGAUUCUGCUCCUUUGGGCACCGCUACUGUAGGAGCACAACUUCUUUGGGCCACCGCAGAUUCUCCAGCAGCUGCCACUGCUUUCAGUGACCAUGCAGGCGAGCACAGCCCUCUUGGAAACGACGUUAGCGUUAGCUGGCAGCCACCCGCGGGGGGUUUUGCCGCCGUUGCGGCAGGUCUGCAGCAUAGUAGUGCUAGUGGAUCACGCUGGUCGAGUCUUACUAGUGCUCUCACACCGCCUCCUGAAGUGCCACCUGAUGCCAUUAGAGCAGGUAUCGAAGUCGGAUUGUUCGAGCCAACGGCUAGUACUGCUGGAUUGGCCGUGCAGGGAGAAUCCACAACUAUCAACAUUUCCCCAGGUCGUGAUGGUUCAGAAAAUGCAUCAGUGACCCCUUUUCGGUCGCCGCCACCGACGUUUAAUCCAGGAUCUUCGGGACAACCACCCACAAUAAGAGGAGACGUACCGCCUCAAGUUUUAGAACAAGAACCUCUCGUUCAAGAAGGAAAAGUAGGACCAAGAAGUUCACUAGCAGGGUACCAAAAAAGCGGAGAACUACAUGAUCAAGUAGGACGAGAACAAGGAGAACCACAACCAGAACAACAACUACAUGUACAUCAUCAAGUACAUCAACAUGUUGAUGUUGAACAAGUACCACCUACUUUACAUGAACAAGUGCCUCCUCCUUCACGAGGAGUGGAAGAAUCGAAAGAACAUCGUGAAGAAGGUGGAUUUCUACAACGUCUACAACAAGAUCCAACUAGUAAAAAUUUUUACGCUACUAGUACGUCGGUGGCGGGAGAAUCAGCAAUAUUAAACAAGUCUUCUAAUUUAAUAGUUAAAUUAGAACCAAAAACUUCGAGAAUAGAAGUAGAAGGAGCUCCUGCACAAAAAGAACUUCUACAUCAAGUAGAUCAAGAUCACUUUUCACAGCCCCAGUCGCCGCCUCCAUCGAGCUCAAAAUUGAGGCAAGAUAGUGUAACUGCUGGAGCAGCUUCACCAAGUACCUCAUGGGCCCCUGCACCACCUACUUCGUCGCUUGUUCCGACACAGGGUAGUGGUGCUCAGAGUAGCACGGCCCAGAGUAGUACUGCUCCGAGUAGUACUGCUACAGGAGAAAUAUCAUCAGGAGUUGCACCAGCUACGUCGAUAGCAGUUCCUCUUAGAGGACGAUCCCCUUCGCCUCAAGUACGCACCCCAGCAGCAAGCACCGCAGCGCCAAUGUCCCCACCUCCGACGCCGAGAGACAUUUUUUCCCCUCCGCCAUCCGCACUGCCAGGGUCACGACCUAGACAAGUACCAGCAUUCAAUCUGGAUGAAGGAAGCAGCUCAAGCUUUUUUUUCGCUUCUCAAGAACAAGGAGGUGGACAACAAGAACAAGGAGGAGAGCGUCACGUGUUGCCACCACAAGCACAAGCACAAGUCGUCGGAGGGGCAUCCCCAUCAGGAGGAAGUAGAAGAAGACUAAGGGAUAGCGGAACAGGUGCUAGCGGAUCUGGAGGAAGCGCGUCUGGGAGUGCUUCUGGAAGCUCUUCUGGAUAUGCAAGCUCUUCUGGAUAUGGAAGCUCUUCUGGAUCUGCGCCACAAAAAACUCCAAUUCCUCAGCAUCAUAGCUCUUUCGGUCCGGACAACCUGCCUUCAUUCGCAGCUCUGAGUGCUGCCGCUGACGCGGCCAAGCCGCCGUUUCCGGUCCCUCAGAACAAGCUUUUUGAUGAAAAGGAAAACAAGCGGUUUGAGGAUGAUUACAAGACACGGUUCAACAAGCCAGGUUAUGGUCCCGGACAUCAAUAGACUCAACUUUCUAGUCUGGUGGUCGACACUAAGUGGUCGUCCUCUGAUGUGGUACAUAUAAUUUCGACUUUCUGGUGGCUAGAAGCUUCGCAAAAGCUUCGUUUUUCUCUUUCUGUUUCAACCUUCUUCGCUAUGAAGGAUGCUCUUUUUGAGAAAAAGAGUGAUGAUGCGAAUGAACUUGGAAACUCUAGCUCUAACGAGGCCCUGCAGCUCCUGCACUGAAUGUUUCUGUUAUUGAAGAGGGCUUAAAAUCGUUGUUAGCAACUGGGAAGCUGCCAGCACCAUCUCCAAAAUCCGAGUCUCCUACUUCUCCAGAACCAGAGGGAGAUUUUAUCUUCUAGAGAUUUUCUCUUCUUGAGACGCGAUGAUGAGGAUUUUAUCUUCUAGACUGCAGUUGGCGGAGGAGGCAGAUGAUGGAGGUUUAUUGUCUCCUGAUGUUAUCUUCUAGAGCUGGGGUUUUUAUUUUCUACAGAGCGGAUGGGAUUUCAUACAACUGGAAUGAGUUGAAAGCACUACUAGAAAGAAUGAGAAGAUCCUCAGCAGGAGCUUCAUAAGAAUGUGGUUGGAGCUUCGAUCUGAGAAUUUAACUAAAGGUGUGUACUACGGGAAGAAGAACAAAAAAAAUAGGGAUACACCCACACAUAAUGAUUGGAUCCUAGCUUUGGUCAUCUAUAUCUAAUGAGAAAAGUUUUUUGCGCCUUUUGAAAGUCAGCUCUUACAACAACAACUCUUCUACCACAUAACAUUGUUUUUGUUAUUGAACGAACAAGAUCGAUCGUGAUUAAAAUCAACUUUUUAAUAAUUUCAAAAAUAAUCAACCACCUCCCCCCUCCCCCCGCGUCCCUCUCUCGAUCUCGAAUAUUUUAAGCACCACAGAAAACAUUGUUAUUCACGUCCUGAAAGACAAGGCUGGACGUGAAAACAGGUGAAACAACUGCUGCACGUCUGCCGAAUUAUGCUGUUGAGUACAACUGAAGGUGUUCCACUUGAUAGUUGUUGCCUCAAUUCGGUCUCUUUCAAUAGUCGUGGUAAGAAAAUGAUUUCAUUGCUUCGCGACUUGUCUUACUGUCCCUUCCAUUGUUGGAUUAUUGGGAAUGCCAUUGGCCUGGAUGGGCAUUCGUUGUGGGAGUUGACCUCGUGUCAGCUGCCAUUCUGUCUCUGGCCUGGAUGGGCAUUCUAUCAGCUGCCAUGGCAGCAUAUAGUCCUAACGCAAAAAAAAUAAAAUCUACGGGUACUAGGAAAAAAAAAAAUAUAUGAGCGAGAUCUGUUUGAGAGUUGAGAUAAUCACUAGUGGUCCUUAGGGAACGCCAGAGUGGUUCGCGAGCUUCCUCUGUCUUGCGCGAUGUGACUGACGUUAGAGUUAAAGAGUUUAUGCCUUUGCUUCAGUUGAUGAGUAGACUUAUUCAGCGUAAUUAUAAGGGGUAGAGCGUCCCAUCGUUCUCCCUCGCCGAUCUUUUUAUCUCCCGCCCGGUUGUGGCUAUCAGGCAUAAGGUAGCCCCUUUGGUCGGAGUUACCCCUCCACUUUUUGCUUUUUGGUCUUUGUUUUUUUUUUUUAUCGAUCCUUUGUUUUUGGCGAAGUGCGGCUGCAACAUCAUGUGACGGAAAAAAAAAAGUAACAGGAUAAGCUUCAUCUAUACGAUUUUAUAGUAACCUAACCGUAACGGCAACUACUGCCACCCCCAUGCUUUCACCAGGCCGCUCUCAUCACGAUUUUAGCUCCGCGCUGUAGAUGACUGGUGAGGCAUGUGACUUCACCGCUCGAGAUCUCAAAAACAUUAGUUAAGUCCGAUCUCUGCGCUUAUUCUUAGCACAGGCUCGCUUCACUGGUUUCGGGUUUGCUAGUCAUAGUUGUUUUUUAACUGUCAGCUCAUGCGUUAGGUGGUUCAUCAGUAAAUCAAUCAUCAGUGUUGCGGCGUGUCAUACCCCUGCAGGUGUGCUGACUUGCUCAUGGGGCCCCGCUGCGUCGGGUUGCGCCUUAGGUUUUCUACAGGAGUCGAAUGUGCGGCUUCUCCGAUAGAUGUAGACUUGUGGCCGAUUGUCCGGUCUUAUGCGCCUCCAGUAUGUAAUUUGGAUGUUUUUAUAUAGGUUAACUAAUUGAUUGAAAGGGCGGUGGCAUAUAGUCCUAACGCAAAAAAAAUAAAAUCUACGGUGAUCAAGAAUGGUCAUAACAGGGAUACACACAUGACAUGGAUCGUUCUAAAUGAAGGCACAACAACACUUAAGAUGGCUCUUUAAAGAUGAAAUGUUUCAACCUUUACCAUACAUUUUGAAUGGCUUAAAAAAAAGAGCUGAUGCCGAUCUUGCUACGAUGAAGGUGGGGGACUGGGUGGAGGUGGCACGGAAGAGGAUCCAUGACGUGACACGACAACUCUUGCUACUCGAUUUUUUUGGUAGUUUUAGGUGCCUGGCCGUCGUGCUUCAGGCUUCUCGCAGGGUAAUUAAAUGUUCGUAUCGCGAGAAAUAUAUCCUAGGCACC